GAUUUCUCCUGGCUUGACAAUAGUGUCAACUUGACGUGCACUGGAGGAAGACCAAUUUCGCUUCUGCUUGAUUCGUUGGUGCGUCCAAAUGCUGAUACCGGAUCACCUGAACGAUCAAAACUUCGCUGGAUUUACUGUCCAAGCCGGGCCAUCUCACAUAUGGUAGUAGCCCAGACGUCAUUUGGUGGAUCCUGGAAUGAACAUGAUGACGAUAUGAUUUCAAUCAGUGUGAAUAGUUUUUUGGAUCUUCCAGUAUUUUCGGUCGCAGACUGGCUUGGUGGAAGUAAAUUGGACCGCCGUCUUCCGGCAGUGGCCUAUCGGAGAUAUCUUUCUGAUUACACAGAUGUCUUGCAUAUACGUCAGAAUAUUGUCUGCGACUUUGACGUAACGCAUAUUAAGGUGGAUGGAGAAUUAGAAGAGGAUCGGGCUGCUUAUAAUGUUCGCGCUUUGAAAAAAAUGCUGCUACUCACUACUACAACCAAACUUUCUCGUCAAAAAGUUAUUGUAGUUGGCGAUGGAAUGAGUGCCGCCGAUGCUGUAUUGCACUGCCUCAGUGCAGGCAUCCCUGUUCUUCAUAUAAUUCGUCGAUCUGAUAAACAUUUGCGGCAUAUACAGCUGUCAAGACUUAGUGCUUCUUUGUAUCCUGAGUAUGCCCGAGUGUUCAGUUUAAUGCUGGGACGUUGUGAUGACCCAUGUUAUACCAAAAUCACAAGCGCUGCUGUUAAGUGGCUAAAUAAAGGCAUGGCAUACAUCGAGACGCCAUUAACUAGUUUUACAGAACCAUUCCGAGUACUGUGCAUUUGUAUUGGGAAACAAUCGGAUCUGAAGAUGUUAACAGAGGAAUAUACAUUCCAAGAUUAUUUCUGCAGUGAGGAUCCAACAUUGUUCCGCGUAGGAUCGCUUGCUGGGGAUCACUUUGUGCGGUAUAUUGUAGGUAAGAUAUUGUGA
Gongylonema pulchrum is the source of this 948-nucleotide messenger RNA. The record is from the annotation of a GenBank genome assembly. NCBI's taxonomy places the organism in Eukaryota, Metazoa, Nematoda, Chromadorea, Rhabditida, Gongylonematidae.